AUGUCCGAUGCUCGUACAACAACCCUAAUGGAAACGUGGUUCAUUCCCGCUCUCGUGGCCGCCAUCGUGGCGGCACGCCUGCUAUUCUCCUUUUAUUCGUCAUGGCAGCAUGCACACAUGGCUCGCAGCUUAAACUGCCAAGAGGCUCCGUUAUACCCGUCUCGGGAUCCGUUUGGCAUCGCGACCCUCCUCGAAACAUUACAAGCGGAUCGAGAGAAGAUUCUUCCCAAGCUAUCACAGAAACGUAUCGAUGUAAUUUCCAGUCAGCAAAACAGAUAUGUUUCUACCUUCCGCGUGCGCCAGGCGGGCCGAGAGAACUUCUUCACCGUCGAUCCCAAGAACAUUCAAGCCAUGUUGGCGACUCAAUUCAAUGACUUUUUCUUGGGUGAUAUGCGCCGCAACGCAGGGGCGCCUGUGAUGAGUCGUGGAAUUUUUGUCUCUGAUGGUGCCGAUUGGUCCCACUCAAGAUCACUAAUACGACCUCAGUUUACGCGAACGCAAAUCAAUAACCUUGAGUUGGAAGAACGCCAUGUUCAGAAUGCCCUGCAAGCUAUGCCGACGCAACCACACGGUUGGACGUCUGACAUCGAUAUCCAGACCAUCUUCUUCCGUCUUACACUUGAUUCCGCCACAGAAUUCCUCUUCGGCAAAAGUUGCAAUAGCCAAGUGACUGCUCUUGGACAGGAUGCUGGCGAAAUGCCAGAUAGCUUUCUUAACAGCUUUGACCGUUGUGCAUGGUACCUAGCUGCGAGACUCCGAUUUGAGCGCCUAUAUUGGAUAGUCAACAACAAGGAGUUUCGUGAAUGCACCCGAGUAGUGCACGACCUCGUUGAUGGAUAUGUCCAGUCGGCUUUACAGAGAGCACAGCAAACGGAAAAGCCGGCAGACCUAGAAGGCCGGUCACAUUAUGUCUUUGUGGACGCUCUCACCGAAAGAACAAGGGACCCCAUCGAGCUCCGAGACGAGUGUCUGAAUGUCCUGCUAGCAGGACGUGAUACAACUGCGUCACUGCUGAGCUGGAAUAUCCUUCUCCUCGCCCGUCACCCAAACAUUUUCCAGCGACUCCGCAAGGAAAUCAUCGAACAAUUCGGGACCUACAGCGAGCCGCGCGAUAUCGACUUUUCGUCCCUAAAGUCAUGCCAGUACCUUCAACACUUCAUCAAUGAGACUUUACGUCUCCAUCCUGUCGUUCCCUUCAACCGCCGCUGUGCUAACAAGGACACUACAUUACCUACUGGAGGUGGCAAGGAUGGCAAGUCGCCGAUUUAUCUCCAAAAAGGCCAACCAGUCCUUUAUAGCAGUUAUGUCCUACAACGCCGCAAGGAUAUCUGGGGUGAAGAUGCCGAGGAGUUCAAUCCGGACCGAUGGUUUGGUCGCAAGGCAAUCUGGGAGCACAUCCCGUUCAGCGGCGGACCGAGAACUUGCAUCGGUCAGCAGUUCGCCCUCACCAAUACGAGUUAUGUGUUGGUGCGCCUAUUGCAGCGUUUUGACUCCAUCGAAGAUGUCUAUCCUGAUCGCCCGAUCCGGUACGGGGUUACCCUCACCAGCUGUCCAGCUGAUCGGGUGACUGUUAGGAUGCACCAAGCUGAGCUAUAG
Molecule: messenger RNA, 1596 nt
Organism: Aspergillus pseudotamarii
Lineage: Eukaryota; Fungi; Ascomycota; Eurotiomycetes; Eurotiales; Aspergillaceae
Product: cytochrome P450
Exons: 2
Coding region: 1-1596 (531 amino acids)
Molecular function (GO): monooxygenase activity; heme binding; iron ion binding
Source: RefSeq, a predicted model, not a curated record